AUGUUCCUUGUAGGAAACAAACAAUAGUUUUCAAACCUCAUCCGUGUUCCCUAUGGUAGAAGCAUCAGGUCAAUAUCCACCGUUGUGGGCCAAUCCGGCCGUGUAUACAUAACAGGUGAGGUGCUUCAGCGCCAUCGCGAGGAUCAUAACCUCAGCGUCUUCAAAACGGAGUCUGAUCACAAGCAAUUUGUUGUGAAGCGCGUGCCUAAGCCGUUCUACAACAUGUCUCUACGCCUUGCGGCCGAGUUUGCAGGCUCCUAUAGUCUUCGAAUGCACAUCGAUUGCAACCACGAUGAAAGCACUUUAGUCUACCCCUAUUACAAAACCACCCUGCUUUCCUUGAUUCAGAAUGAUCCGGAAUUUCCUACGCUGGAGCGCAAGAAGAUUCUACGACACACAGGAGAAGCAAUACAAGAGCUUCACAGCAAAGGCUGGAUUCACAUUGAUGUAAAGCCUGACAACAUAUUGGUCAACUGGAUUAGCGACAGCAAUGGCAACAAAACAGUUGCCGACGUGGCCUUGGGCGAUUUUGACAUCGCCUACAAAUUGGAAGAUGGACAGUCGCGUCAAACACCUUACGCAAUAGGCAACGCGAUGUGGCGAAGCCCAGAGGGGCACACUGGAACUGGUGUGACCAAGGCGUCGGACAUAUUCUCCUAUGGGCUGGUAUUCUCCGAAGGACUUCUCAAACAGAUCGAAAAUGAGAAUUGGCGGAGCGCUCUGAAGGCUGCGGGGGCAGUGGCGGAGGAGGCAGUGAAGGAAGAGCCCAUGCUGAGAUUCACACAUUGGGGAGCAGAGCUUGGCCCCGAGGCACAGAACAUGAUAUCUGGAAUGACAAACCCGGACCCAACAGCCAGAACAACGAUAAGCCAGGUUCUGGCUCAUAGAUGGUGGCAGGAUAACACUAUCUAG
Messenger RNA from Colletotrichum destructivum, 912 nucleotides. RefSeq names its product Putative protein kinase. Gene Ontology annotation, cellular component: nucleus; cytoplasm. Gene Ontology annotation, molecular function: protein serine/threonine kinase activity; ATP binding. The coding region runs from base 223 to 912 and encodes 229 amino acids. NCBI's taxonomy places the organism in Eukaryota, Fungi, Ascomycota, Sordariomycetes, Glomerellales, Glomerellaceae. The transcript has 6 exons. Gene Ontology annotation, biological process: protein phosphorylation; mitotic DNA damage checkpoint signaling. The record is from RefSeq and is a predicted model, not a curated record.